Messenger RNA from Pistacia vera, 854 nucleotides. RefSeq lists its product as uncharacterized. The transcript has 3 exons. The record is from RefSeq and is a predicted model, not a curated record. NCBI's taxonomy places the organism in Eukaryota, Viridiplantae, Streptophyta, Magnoliopsida, Sapindales, Anacardiaceae. The coding region runs from base 216 to 530 and encodes 104 amino acids.
UGUGGCCUUUAUGUGAGAAAUCUGUUUGUUGUUCUUAGACCAUAGUUGACAUCAGCGUUUUAGGGUUACUUUGAUGAUGGUUUAGGAAUUGACCACAUCUCUUAACUCUGUAUGCCACGGAUCCUGCUUAGGGUCUUGGCAUGUAGCUUGGUGAAAUCCCAAAGGACAAAUCAAUUCUUGGAAUCUUAAAUUAGGAGGUGAAAUAAUUUGAGAAGAUGUAUAGCCAAAAGCAGGCCAGACCAGAUCAACUGCUUCACCAUCAAUGUGAGUUUGAAGCCGUGAAGCGAGACGGUUUAAUGAGUAGCUUUAAUGUUGCAGGAACUUUGUCACUUCAAUUCAUAGCCAAGAAGAUCAUCAAAUCCAAGUUUAGGUUUGACUCUAGAAAUUGUGUCUCGGGAUGGUCGACAUUUCUCAUUGAUAACACUAACAGCAGUAGUGGAUCAAUGGAUUUUGUUGUGCCUCCAGCUGAUUCUUUAGCUUCUUUUUCCCAAUUGCUCUGUCUGGUUUUCAGCUACCAUUACAUACAGUGACCAAAGAUUUGCUUUACGUUGCAAUUUGUUUUUGUGUAAUUGUUUCCAUGAAUAAUAUUACAAUAAUGCUAGAAGUAUAAGAAAAUUUUAUAAAAAUUAAUGUACAAAGUGAUAUGACAAUAAAUAAAUGAAAUAGUGAAUAUGAUGGGUUUGACUUUUUGUAUUCACUUUUUUAUUCAUUUACUGCUAAAUUAUUUUGUAUAUAAAUCUUUAUAAGAUUGUUUUGUACCUCUAGUAUUACCUUUUUAUGUUUGCAUCUGUGUUUGUGGUUUCAAUCUUGUGGUAACAUAGACCUUCACGAAGUUUUUGGUUAAUUAUAUUUGC